This is a messenger RNA of Symsagittifera roscoffensis, 4094 nucleotides long. RefSeq lists its product as uncharacterized. The record is from RefSeq and is a predicted model, not a curated record. Lineage: Eukaryota; Metazoa; Xenacoelomorpha; Acoela; Convolutidae. Bases 3205 to 3927 code for a protein of 240 amino acids. Gene Ontology annotation, molecular function: calcium ion binding. The transcript is spliced from 2 exons. Gene Ontology annotation, cellular component: cytoplasm.
CAAAAGAAUUUGUUUAUUAUGAAUUUCUACAAUUUCAUAGAUAAGGAUAACUUGAUGAAAAACUGCAAUCUAUUAUCUACUAUCUAUUAUAUGGUUUUUCAGUUUUUUUCUCAAGUUUUGGAAUUCCUAACCCUGUAGUUGGGUAUAGUGAGAGUAAACUCAAGAGUUGCAUUGUUGGCGUCUGAAUGCGACUGCUCAAAUGCUUUUAGUUUGCAAUAUGUGACGUUUUUUUUCAUGAAAUUUUAAAACUUUUCAAAGAACUUGGAAAAAAAUUGGUUUUUCAGUUUUUUUCUCAAAAUUUGAAGUUCCUUGUCUUGUAGUUGGGUACCAUGAGGGUAUUUUCAAGAAUUUUAAGCUCCAAACCUUGCGUUUAAAAUCGACUGCUAAAAUGCUCUUAGUUUUCGAGAUAUGACGUUUGUUGUAGUUUUUCAAAAAAAAUUUCAGGAUACUUAAAUAUAUAUUUUUUAAUUUUAAAAUUUCCAACACUAUCUGAGAGCUAUGAGAAUACUAUCGGGUUUGCGAAUCUCACUUCCAAUUAUGAAUGCUCAAAUCUUUGUAGUUCGCGACAUAUGACGUAUUUAAUAUUUCUUUAAAAAAAUUCAGAAAAUUUAAUUUCAAAUUUUAAAAUUUCCAACUAUUUAGUUGGUGGCUGUAAAAGUAUUCUCAGUGGUUGCAAAUCUUGCCUUCAAAUAUGGCUGCUAAAUUAUUUAUAGUUUCCGAGAUAUGAAUUUUUCGCGAUUUUAAAAGUUUUCAGAAAAUUUAAAUUUGACAUUUUUUCUUCAAAUUUUGAAUGUCCCAACCCUUUAUUUGGGGCUGUCUGAGUGCUGAAUGGGGUUGCGAGUAUCUACGCCUCAUAUGACUGCUCAAGUCUUUGUAAUUGUCGAGAUGUGACGUUUUUAUGGUUUUUCAAUUUUUUUCUCAAAAUUUGAAAUUCCUUUUCUUGCAGUUGGGUACUGGGAGGGUACUUUCAAGAAAUUUAAGAUCCAAACCUUGCGUCCAAAAUUGACUGCUAAAAUGCUUUUAGUUUUCGAGAUAUGACGCUUGUUGUAGUUUUUCAAAAAAACUUUCAGGAUACUUCAAUUUAUUUUUUUUAAUUUUGAAAUUUCCAACACCAUUCGAGAGCUAUCAGAAUACUAUCAGGUUUGCGAAUCUCACUUCUAAUUAUGACUGCUCAAAUCUUUGUAGUCCACGAAAUAUGACGUUUUUUGUUAUUUCUUAAAAAGUUUUCAGAAAAUUUAUUUUCAAUGUUUUUUCAAAUUUUGAAAUUCCCAACUCUUGAGUUGGUGGCUGUCGAAGUAUUCUCAGUGGUUGCAAAUCUUGCCUCCAAAUAUGACUGCUAAAUUAUUCGUAGUUUUCGAGAUAGGAAUUUUUGCAAUUUUAAAAAAGUUUUCAGAAAACUUAAAUGUGAUAUUUUUUCUUUAAAAUUUGAAUGUCCCAACCCUUUAUUCGGGGCUUUCAGAGUGCUCAAUGGGGUUGCGAGUAUCUACACCUCAUAUGACUGCUCAAAUCUUUGUAGUUUUCGAGAUGUGGCUCUUUUAUGGCUUUUCAGUUUUUUCUCAAAAUUUGAAAUUCAUAACCAUGUAGUAGGGUACUGUGAGAGUACUCUCUGGAGUUGCAAGUUUUGCGUCCAAAUGUGACUGCUAAAAUGCUUUUAGCUUCCAAGAUCUGACAUUUUUAUGUUAUUUUAAAAUUUAAAAAAGAAAUUAGAAAUGAAAAACUUCAUAAAAUUUAAUGGUUUUUCAAAAUGUGAAUUAAAGAAACUAAUAGAAAAGAAAAUUUGCAAUUUUUAACCGAUCGUUUUUCAUUAUAUGCGUAUUUUUUUAUGAGUUUUCAAAAAUUCGAAGCUCCGGAGGUGCGUUACACACUAUUUAUAUAUUUAAAUGCGGAAUUUACUAUCUCGCCAUGCUUAAACUUUUUCAACGUAAUAUUUUUGCAUGUUUAAAGAAAGAAUUUGUGCACGUUUAAGCUAGAUCGUAUACUGCAAUGCUGAAGAAUUUUUUUGUCCUAUUUUUCUUAGUCCUAAUUUCCAAAUUCGAAAUAAUCAACACUAUAGCGAGGCGCUCUCAAGGUUUUUUCAGGUUGUUUGUCUGGACUACAAUUAUGACUGCUCAAAGCCUUUUGCCUUUUUCAGAUAUGACGUGUUUAUCUUUUGUGAAAAUUUUCAAAAGAGUUAAAAUCGAAAUAAAUACUUUUCAAAAAUUGAAAGUGUCGUCCCUUUGGUGGGGUUAUAUCAGGUUACUAAAAGCAAAUGCAUAUUUGGCCUCUCAUCCCUAUAUUAUCUCCCAAGUUUUUUCAUUAAACUUUUUGUUAAAUUAAGAAAAAAGGUUUUUUUUUUAAAAAUAAUUACGCUGUAUUAUGAAUCCCAUUUAUGAUUUUGCAGUUGAAAUUUUUUCAUGCUUUGAAUAUGGAAAGCGCAGUUGUAUGCUGUCGGCAAUUUUAAGGGUUUGCUUACGGAGGUCUGAAACUCAGUAGUUUUGGAGAUUUGUCUAUUAGAAGUCAAAAUUAUUUCUAUCGUUCAAAUUUGGAAAUCAGGAGCGUUGUGGAUUCCCGCGUCUUUUUUUUUACAGUUGCAUUUAUUUCGUUGUUUUUUCCAUAUUUGUGUGUAGAAGCAACUUUCAUGUUCGCUAGUCUGUUGGAAGCACCGUUCUGUUAACCAGAAUUUUUCUAAGAUAUACUAUUGGUUGUUGCAAUUCGGGCCUUGAAAAAUCAGCUUGGCUCAAUUCGGGUUGAGCUUUAAAUGUAAAAUUUACUAACUGCUUUACGCAUUAAUGAGCAGCUAGUACAUCUAAUUUCAUAUCAAUAAAAUCAUUAGUUCAAAUUGCCAAUUUUCAUGAUUUUAAACGUCACAAAAUUGGGAAAAAUAGUUGCAGGUGAAUAUUUUUUCACUUAUGAAUUCGUAUCAGUUUUCCAAAUUAAAUUUCAAUCGAAUAACAUUAAUUCAAGUUACCUAAAAGUCGCCAAAUAUUUCAAUUGAGGUCAUUUUUUUUAGCAACAGGAUUGAAAUCGACUUAUCAUAUUGAGAAGUAAAAAAGAAAAACAAAAAUCACAUUUAUUUUCUGUAUUUUCAAUCACGCACAGUAUUAGAAUGUGCUUCAAUGUUUAGCCUCAAACCAUUGAUUUUGGCUUAUGCUGUUUCAUAAUUUGUUUUGUGUACGCUUCAUUUUAUUCUCUUUGUAAAACAGCUCAGCUCUUAAAUCUUGAAUAAUGCCUGGUAAGAAAGGAACUAAAGGUAAGAAGAAAGCGAAAGCAGACAGUGCAAAGAAGUCUGGAGGAGGGGAAAAGAAGGUUAGACUAGACCCGAAUCCCAUCCCUCCAUAUGUAGAAGUUAAACCGCCGCCAACUCGUGUAGACACGCUAAAAGCAAUUCUGUCAGAGAACAAAAUACAUGAGAAAGAUAUAAUGGGCAUUAAAGUUCCAUCACAUGUAUUGGAGUAUUUGACGCCAUCGGAAGUGAGAGAGCUGAAGUUCGUUUUUGACACGAUGGACCGAGCUUCGCGUGGGGCUAUUGGACCAAGGGACUUACGAAGGGCUCUCAGAGGACUGGGAUUCCAAAUAGACGCUGCCGAAGUUGAAGGCCUCGUGAAAGAUUUGGAAAACAAAGUUCCCAACACUGCUACAUUUCACGAUUUUCUGGACAUUAUAAUCGCACGCCAGUCUGACAGUAUCGAAGUUUACGAAGAAUUGAACCAAAACUGGAAACUAUUCGACUUGAAGGAGAAGGGCGGGUUCGACAUCGACGAUUUGAAGAAGCUGUGCCACGAUGUUGAUUUGAUCUUGAACGAGAAAGACCUUAGGCAGAUGAUGGAAAUGGCAGAUGCGAAUGGAAAUGGUCUGAUUGAGCAGAACGAGUUUGUGGACAUCAUGAUGAGAACUAAUCUAUUCGAAGACGUUGACCUGAUGCGGAUGCAACAGUUUGAUAAAAAGUGAAAAAAUGUUUGAUGCACGGAGUGGAAGUUCAUGUUUUAUAGUGUUCAAACUCAUUCUAGUAUGCUCACUAAACUUUCCUUAUUAGUUUUAGUUUCACAUGAUCGGCAUGUAUCAUCCAAAUCUUUUUAAAUUGUACUUUAACUCAAUUUACAGUGUUUCUUUCAUUA